This is a messenger RNA of Apaloderma vittatum (bar-tailed trogon), 444 nucleotides long. RefSeq names its product intraflagellar transport 22 (gene IFT22). Gene Ontology annotation, biological process: intracellular protein transport. Lineage: Eukaryota; Metazoa; Chordata; Aves; Trogoniformes; Trogonidae. Gene Ontology annotation, molecular function: GTPase activity. The record is from RefSeq and is a predicted model, not a curated record. Gene Ontology annotation, cellular component: endomembrane system. The transcript has 3 exons. The annotation marks the transcript as partial.
AGGAUCCUCGAGUACGAGAAGCCGAACUUGAACGGGAACAGCAAGGGAGCGGGGUGUCGGUUGGAGCUGUGGGAUUGCAGCGGUGAUCAAAAGUUUGAAACAUGCUGGCCAGCUCUGAUGAAGGACUCUCAUGGCGUAAUAAUAAUCUUCAACCCUGAGCUGCCCAGUCACCUGAAAGAAAUCGAAAUGUGGUACUCCUGCUUCGUGCAGCAGCAGCCGCUGCUUGACAGUCAGUGCCUCCUAGUUGCACAUCACAAGCCAGGCAGUGCAGGCGACACAGAAAAUCUGUCCUUGGCUUACCCGCUGAACAAGCUAAAACUAAUACAUUCCAACUUGGAAGAAGAUCCUGAAGAUGUUCGGAUGGAAUUUAUGAAAUACUUCAGAAACAUUAUCACCAUAAUAAAUGAGAGCAGGGAGAGGGAAGAAAUGUCAAUUAUCUCGUAA